This is a messenger RNA of Asparagus officinalis (garden asparagus), 1746 nucleotides long. RefSeq names its product pectin acetylesterase 5-like. The record is from RefSeq and is a predicted model, not a curated record. NCBI's taxonomy places the organism in Eukaryota, Viridiplantae, Streptophyta, Magnoliopsida, Asparagales, Asparagaceae. Gene Ontology annotation, molecular function: hydrolase activity. The transcript has 12 exons. The coding region runs from base 85 to 1374 and encodes 429 amino acids.
CCCAUUUAUCUGAAUCCAACUAACCCAAAAUUAGGCGGUUCCAUAGUCCAACUAACAACAUCGACGAGUCUACGACGUGAAGAGAUGUUGACCGGAGCGCCGGCGAUCCACCACCUCCUCCGCCACCGCUGGAUCACCGGGUGCCGUUAUCUCUCUGCGAUCAUCUCCGGCUUCUCUCUCUUCAUCGUUCUCCUCCUCACUCUGACCUCUUGGCUUCACAAGCCCACCAUAAAACCCUUGAAUCCGCUGAUUCCUUUGGAUCCCGAUCUCGUCGAUCUCACUCUCCUAAGAAACGCAACCGAGAAAAAUGCAGUUUGCUUAGAUGGGAGCUUGCCAGGGUAUCAUUUGCAGAGAGGUUCUGGAUCUGGCGCUGAGAGCUGGGUUCUCCAUUUGCAGGGUGGAGGUUGGUGCAGUACUGUAGAUUCAUGUUCUUCUCGCCAAGAGACACCAUUAGGGUCUUCACACUACAUGCCACGACAAGCUCUCUUUGUUGGCAUUUUAAGCCAAUCCUCAUCUCUAAACCCUGAUUUCUAUAACUGGAACAGAGUCAAGAUACGGUAUUGUGAUGGUGGAUCUUUUUCUGGCGACACAAUGGUUCAAGCAAAGAAUGGAAGGAAGCUCUUCUUCAAAGGCCAGCGGAUUUGGGAAGCAAUCAUUGAUGAACUAUUAUCAGAAGGACUUGGAAAGUCUAAGCAGGCUUUUCUUACAGGAUGCUCUGCUGGUGGUCUUGCAACUUUCAUACAUUGUGACAAUUUUCGUGCACUCAUGCCUAAGGGGGCCAAUGUUAAAUGCCUUGCGGACGCCGGCUUUUUCCUUGAUGAAAAGGAUAUUUCUGGGAAAAGAACCAUGCAGUCUUUCUAUAACGAAGUUGUCCGACUGCAGGAUGUGGGGAGAAACUUGCCAAAUGAGUGUACAAAGAGGACGAAACCCUCGCAGUGUUUCUUUCCUCGUGAGCUCAUCAAGACAAUAAAGACUCCAUUUUUUAUUGUUAAUCCUGGCUAUGAUUUUUGGCAGAUACAACAUAUUCUGGUACCAAAAGCAUCUGAUCCUGAGUUACACUGGCUGAGGUGCAAGAAGAAUAUUCAUCAUUGUGAUUCCAAUCAGAUCUACGUACUACAAGGCUAUAGGACAUCUAUGCUUGAUGCAUUGAGUGAAUUUCAGCACAAGAAGGAUGCAGGAAUGUUUAUUAAUUCUUGCUAUAUGCACUGCCAGACAGCCAAUAACAUCACAUGGCAUUCUCCAACAUCUCCAAGAAUUAAUAAUAAGACAAUUGCAGAAGCCGUUGGAGAUUGGUACUUUGGCAGAAGAGAAGUGAAAGAUAUUGAUUGUCCAUACCCCUGCAAUCCAACCUGUUAUCAUAUGAAUUUCAACUAGAUGGGAUAAACAGAAGUUCAAUCAGCAGCAUUUGAUUCUUUUCCAAAUUCCUUCUUAUUCACAAGCUCUUUGAUUUGGUUUAUAGUACACAGAUACGGCAAGAGUUUAGCUCUAUCGGUUUACAUUUUCUACGUUGUUGUGGAGCUCAGGGAUGACAAGGAGUCUUAGUUUUUCAGAUAAGCUUGUGUUAAUGCUCUAUGAAACUGUAAAGAUGCAAUGUAUAUUUAUAGCACCUGAUCAUCACCAUCUGUUCAUAUUCGUCAUGUAUGUGUUGAAAAUUUUCCACUAUAUUUUGGUGUCCUUUAGUUAAAUUUGUGAAAACAUUAUCUUUUUUCUGUAGUAUUUCAUUUAUGAAUGUAGAACUUAUACCUU